This is a messenger RNA of Dermochelys coriacea (leatherback sea turtle), 708 nucleotides long. Its product is annotated as resistin-like. The coding region runs from base 33 to 461 and encodes 142 amino acids. The record is from RefSeq and is a predicted model, not a curated record. Gene Ontology annotation, molecular function: hormone activity. The transcript is spliced from 4 exons. Gene Ontology annotation, cellular component: extracellular region. NCBI's taxonomy places the organism in Eukaryota, Metazoa, Chordata, Testudines, Dermochelyidae.
CCACAUUUGUGUGAUGGGAGACUCAAUUGUCAAUGUCAAAUGGAAGAUUUUGCCACCUCUGCUCCAGCUGGCUCCUAUUUACAGGGGCAUCUUGCAAGAUUGUGCCAGAAGGUAGCUCAGCACCCAGCGGGAUGAAGGCUGCCGUGUUCCUGCUGCUCGCCCUCCUGGUGCCCGGAUGCCACACAGAGGCUCAGUGCAUCAUCGACAAUGUGGUUGAUCUGAAGGUGCAGGGAACAAUUAGCUCCAUAGUGUCCGCCACCCUGGCCAAAGCCAAGCUAGUCUGCCAGGACGUCUCGGCGCGCGGGGCACUUGUCUCCUGCCCAGCAGGGUACAAGCCCACGGGCUGCGCUUGCGGAAUGGGUUGUGGCUCCUGGGACAUUCGCACCGACUCCACCUGCCACUGCCAGUGCAGCGGCAUCGACUGGACGGCCGCGCGCUGCUGCAAGAUAGGGCUGGAGUGAUGCCCAGACCCAGCCUGGGGCACCGGAGAGCCCCAUCUGGCCUGCUGCCCCUGCCGUGGGCCCUGGCACAGAACCAUGCUGUGCCUCUUGUUCUCAGUGCAAUGAAUAAACUUGGAUCUGGGUCUGCUGAUGCUUCUCUGGCUCAGUUCUUCCCCUGACUCCAGGUCUCUGGUACCCAGGGCUAGAGCAUGGGCAGGGAUCACAACUCUGCCUCCCUCCUAUUUCCCCCAUACAGUCCUCUGUCCCA